GCUCUAUCGUCCAUAUCCUAUUUUCCAAGAUUCCAUUGUCAUAUCCAAUUCCGUUUUCUUUUCUUGUUUCCCCCCUCAUCCAAUCCCGUCCAUCAUUUACUCCUUUUUCUUGUGAAUGCAAGUGGCACUAAGAAAUCCAACCCCCAGACAAAUUUUCCUACGCAACAACACAAAAACCUCAUUUCUGCUCCCUUCUCAUAUCCAUUCCUAUCGUCUCGGAACUUUCUCAACAACCUUUCCGACUUUGCGACAGCGUCGCGAUUCUAGACUUAUGUGUUCUCGUUCCUACUGUCGUUACCAAUCUAUUUAUUCCGAAACCUCUGAUCGCUGAAUUUCACACACCAUACCCUUGUUGAUGCUGGUGGAGAAUUCGUAGUGUCCAGAGUUGGAUUCACUCCAUGUUGUAACGAAGUCCACGAAUUAAGACGAUUGAUGAUUACAACCCCGCGAUCGCC
Aspergillus pseudotamarii is the source of this 455-nucleotide messenger RNA. RefSeq lists its product as uncharacterized. The record is from RefSeq and is a predicted model, not a curated record. Bases 116 to 331 code for a protein of 71 amino acids. Lineage: Eukaryota; Fungi; Ascomycota; Eurotiomycetes; Eurotiales; Aspergillaceae. The transcript has a single exon.